AUGAAUUUAUCGCCAUCUUCACUGAAUUCAAAUUUCACGGACCCGGUCAUUAUCAAUGAUUCAACAGCAACUGACUUUGGUGAUGGUGACUUAUAUAUGAUUAUUUUGCCUAUUAUCGUUGUUUUUGGCCUUAUCGGUAAUACGAUCUCACUCGUCACAAUAUUUCAUACACGAUUACGAAAAAUAUCAGCAAAUAAUCACUUAAUAGUACUAACAACAGCAGAUAGUAUAUUUCUUACUGGGUUAUUUUUGAUCCUUUUUAAACUCGAUUUCGUUGCUUAUGAAUUAUGCGUUAUUAUUGAAUAUAUAUUAACGACAUCGUCAUAUAUAAGCAGCUGGUCCAUAGCUGCUUUAACGAUUGAGCGAUAUAUUGCAUUUGCCUAUCCGCUAAAGCAUGUUAUGUAUCAACAUGUACAGCGUUGGAAGAUAAUUUUAAUUUGGAUUCCAAUUCCUUUCGCUCUAAACCUACUUCAGUUCGUGUCACUAAUCCCUUAUGAUGAUAAAACGGAUCCACAUUACCCAAAUAUACGAAAAUGUGUGCCCUACGACGGCAGUCUCCAAGUUAUUGUAGAGACUGCCGAUGUGAUAUUAUGCUAUGUAGUACCAUGCUUGAUUGUAGUUUUUCUCAAUUUGGCCUUAAUUGGUCAGGUUAACCGAGGAUUUAUUCAAACUAGCAACCGCACAUAUUUUGCGGGAAGGUCAAAAGCAACUCAGUCUACUAGGAUUCUCUUUGUGGUACCAGUUGUUUACAUUAUCUUGAAUACGCCGUUCUACCUUCUACGUAUGAUUGACACAAUUGCGCUGAAUGUCUUUCAAAGUAAAGAAUUUUCUAUAAUAGGUGGAUUGAAUGGAUCUGGCAUGAUAUUUCUUUAUAAUACAGCCCAUUAUCUUUAUUACUUCAAUUUUGCUUGCGAUGUUCUUGUCUAUGCCUUUUCAAGCAACAAUUUCCGAAAAACAGCCUUUAUCGCUUGGAGACAAAUUUUACGAUCCAGUGACAGCAGUGAAGUGGUUAUAAACGGUCAUCCAGUCCGAGUUGGUUAUGAUCCCGUGAACUGUAGCACAACAUUUCCAAGACAUCUAAUGGAAAGCAACGUACAACAUGAAAUCAUGAAAACUGAUGCAGAACAUCAUUGGUUAAACCAGUUAUCCAUUACUGGCUAA
Molecule: messenger RNA, 1161 nt
Organism: Dracunculus medinensis (Guinea worm)
Lineage: Eukaryota; Metazoa; Nematoda; Chromadorea; Rhabditida; Dracunculidae
Source: the annotation of a GenBank genome assembly